AUGGCUACUGGCGCAUCUGGCCUCGGCACUGAGAUUGUUGGCACAAUCAACAAACUACAAGAUGUCUUUACGACCGUUGGUUCAUCUGCCUCUGCUAUAGACCUGCCCCAAAUCUGUGUUCUUGGUAGUCAAAGUAGCGGAAAGAGCAGUGUUUUAGAGAACAUCGUCGGUCGGGAUUUCUUGCCUCGUGGUUCAGGCAUCGUGACGCGUCGACCUCUGGUGCUACAGCUUAUCAACAGACCAGCUGGUACUCCACCACCUGCUGGAGAUGCUGCUCCCAAAGUCAAUGGGACCGACAAAGCCGGCGACAAAGGUGCCAACCCAGACGAGUGGGGCGAAUUUCUCCAUCUCCCCGGCGAAAAGUUCUACGACUUCACCAAGAUUCGGGACGAAAUCGUUCGCGACACUGAGGCCAAGACUGGUCGCAAUGCAGGCAUUUCACCCCUCCCAAUCAACCUUCGAAUCUUUUCUCCUCACGUCCUCACGCUCACUUUGGUCGAUCUUCCUGGCAUCACCAAAGUUCCCGUCGGCGACCAACCUCGGGACAUCGAGAAACAGAUAAGAGACAUGCUGUUCAAGUACAUUUCGAAACCUUCCUGCAUCAUACUUGCUGUUACGGCGGCGAAUCAGGACUUGGCUAACUCUGAAGGAUUGAAGAUGGCACGGGAGGUUGAUCCAGAAGGAACGAGGACAAUCGGUGUUUUGACCAAAGUUGAUCUCAUGGACACUGGUACAGAUGUAGUAGACAUUCUUGCUGGGCGUGUUAUUCCCCUGCGGCUAGGAUACGUCCCAGUCGUCAACAGAGGGCAGCGCGACAUUGAAACCAAUCGCCCCAUCACCGCUGCCUUGCAGAAGGAACGUGAAUUCUUCGACACCCACCCUUCGUACCGAGGAAAAUCUCAAUACUGUGGCACACCUUUCCUCGCCCAAAAACUCAACUCGAUCCUCAAGGCCCACGUCCGCAACACUCUUCCCGACAUCAAAGCUCGCAUCACACAGCAGUUACAACGCUAUCAGUUAGAACUUCAAUCACUAGGUGGACCUCUGGGAGACAACAACGCCAACGUCAUCCUUUCAGUUAUCACCGAGUUCUGUGCAGACUUCAGGACUGCUAUCGAUGGAAAUACCAAUGAUCUGUCGCUCAACGAGCUUUCUGGAGGAGCACGUAUCAGCUUCGUGUUCCACGAGCUCUACAACAAUGGCAUCAAGAAUAUUGACCCAUUUGACCUCGUCAAGGAUGGUGACAUUCGUCUUAUGCUUUAUAACACCGCGGGCUCUACCCCCGCUCUCUUUGUCGGAACUGCAGCGUUCGAAGCUGUGGUUAAGCAGCAAAUUCUGCGGUUGGAAGAGCCCAGUCUCAAAUGUUGUCAGUUAGUAUACGACGAAUUAAUUCGAAUUCUGGGGCAAUUGCUUGCCAAGAUUCAAGUCUUCCGACGCUAUCCUGCGCUGCGCGAACGCUUCAAUUCCGUCGUCAUCAACUUUUUCAAGUCGGCAAUGACGCCAACGACGAAGCUGGUUAGCGAUAUGGUGGCAAUGCAAGCUUGCUACGUCAACACAACCCAUCCAGACUUUAUCAAUGGACAUAAGGCCAUGACAAUCGUCAAUGACCGCCUGAAUGCCAACAAGCCUCCGCCACAAGCCGCCGACCCGAAGAAACUAGUACCUGGUCAAAUCAACAACAACAAGGAUUUGGAUGUUGAGGCUAAGAAAGAGGAACCGAGCUUUUUCGGGUCCUUCUUCGCCCCGAAAGCAAAGGCCGCUGCUGCCAAGAAGAGUGGCAUAUCGACCAUGGAAGCCCCUCCAGCAGUUAUCAAGCCACAAGCCGCCCUUAGCGAGCGCGAGACGAUGGAAACCGAGGUCAUCAAGCUUCUGAUCCACUCUUACUUUAACAUCGUCAAGCGGGAGAUGAUCGACAUGGUCCCCAAAGCCAUCUCGCUGACGCUUGUGACCCACUCAACCAAGAACCUGCAACGAGAGCUGUUACAGGAGCUCUAUAAGCCAGAGGUGUUGGAUGAGCUGCUUCAGGAGAGCGAAGCUGUCGUUCAUCGCAGGAAAGAGGUUAUCGGCAUGGUACAGGCACUCAACAAAGCUGAGGAGAUCGUUGCGGGUGUGUAG
Molecule: messenger RNA, 2115 nt
Organism: Mycena indigotica
Lineage: Eukaryota; Fungi; Basidiomycota; Agaricomycetes; Agaricales; Mycenaceae
Exons: 11
Coding region: 1-2115 (704 amino acids)
Biological process (GO): peroxisome organization
Cellular component (GO): cytoplasm; membrane; peroxisome
Molecular function (GO): GTPase activity; GTP binding; microtubule binding
Source: RefSeq, a predicted model, not a curated record